CGUGCUGCCUCGCCCAGGGAGCCAGCGGCCUGCUGUAGCCGCUCGUGCUCCCGCCCUGUCCCGGUUCUGGUAACUGCGGGCUCGGUCCCGCGUGGGUCCCUGAGUCGGACAUGGCGGUGGUUGCAGCGGAAACACGUGUGUUCCUGGAAGUGCGGAGACGGCUGCAGAGCGCGUUGCUAAUCCUGGGUGAGCCAGAUGAAGGAGGGAUGCACCUGGACGUUUCCAUAACGCCCACCUCACUUUUGAUGAGAACCCCUGACGGCUGCACCGAGAUCCGGCUUCCAGCAGGGGUCAGACUUGUACCUUCCUCGUGCGCCGGGCUGCAGUAUAUCCGUGGAGAUGGUUUACACCUGCGCCUGCGUGCCCAGGCUGAAUCCAGCCCAAAACUGAUUUCCGUGUUUAAUCAAAGCUUGCAAGCCCAAGAAUGUUGCACCUUUUAUUGCCAGUCCUGUGGUGAAGUCGUGAUAAAGGACAGGAAGCUCCUCAGGGUGCUCCCACUGCCGAGUGAGAACUGGAACGCUCUGGUUGAAGAGUGGUGCUGUCAUCCCGACCCCUUUGCUAAUAAGCCUCUUCAUCCACGAGAAAAUGACUGUUUUCUUGGGGACUCAUUUUUCUUAGUGAAUUUGAGAAGUGAUGUGGAGCAGGAACCAAAAGCAAAUACCAAAGUCAUUUGUAAGCGUUGCAAGGUAAUGUUGGGAGAGACCGUAUCAUCAGAAACAACCAAAUUUUACAUGACAGAGGUAACUAUCCAGCCAUCUGAGGGAAGUUUUCCUAACAUACCAAGGUCUCAGUUUGUUCAGAGUGUUGUUGCCCAGUGCCUGGUAGAACUCUCCUCUGCUAGAAGCACUUUCAGAUUCACGAUUCAAGGUCAGGAUGGCAAAGUGUACAUCUUGCUCUGGAUUUUGAACUCAGACAGUUUGGUGAUCGAACCUCUGAGAAGUUCCGAUUGUAGCAAUAAGUUCCCACUGUUGGAAGAUUUCUCGGAAGCUGGCUCUAGCUCUGCCUGGAAUGCCAUCAAAGUCCUCUACCAGCCCUGUAUCAAAAGCAAAAAUCAAGAGCUUGCCAGCUCCUGGGAAGGUGACAUCAGCGUCCACCCUUUAACCCUGCCCUCUGCAACCUGUUUGGAGCUGCUGUUGAUACUAUCAAGGAACAACGUCUCCCUGCCUGUGUCCCUUCGCCAAAUGAAUUCCUUUCAGGUGGCCUUUUUGAAGAUAUAACUGUUGAAGCUGCGGCUUUCUGGUCUACCAGCCGAUAGCUCUCCAGCACAGACCACAGCCAAGGACAGCAGUUAGCUCUGUGAGCACAGCCUGCUGAGAUGAACAAGAACCAAGCUGCAGAAUGGGGGCCUUGUGCUGAAAUAUCCAGUUUUUCUUGUUUGCAUUUAUUCUUUAAGAGUCGACUUUAGAUCCCUGCAAACCCUAUGAAGAAAGUUGUAGUAGCAGGUUGUCGAAGGUUAAGUAUAGAAAUUGCAUCUCUACUUCCCACAGAGAGGAAUAUUCAAGUCUGUGCUGUGUCAGCACCACCUGGAAGCAUAUUAGCUAAUGGAAACCCAUCUGUCCUGUGUGAAUACAACGGAGAACUUCACUGGGGAGCUGAAUGUUACUUGCUUUAAAUCCUAGGAAAUAAACUUUUAAAGAGCUCCAAGUUUGUUUAAAACACAUCUUUAAAAACCAACAUGUACAAGUUUUCAUAUCUUAUUCAAAGGAGAUGCUUGUUGGUGUUUGUUGAAUGAGUGAUUAUCCAAUUAAAGUUUUCCUGAGGGUAUAAAACUGCAUGUGUUCCUUUUGUUCUUUAUUUCCUUUACCACAUGCAAUUGCAAAUUAAUAAAUGUACAAUGCUGGCAUCU
Molecule: messenger RNA, 1846 nt
Organism: Arvicanthis niloticus (Nile rat)
Lineage: Eukaryota; Metazoa; Chordata; Mammalia; Rodentia; Muridae
Gene: Ube3d
Product: ubiquitin protein ligase E3D
Biological process (GO): protein monoubiquitination; proteasome-mediated ubiquitin-dependent protein catabolic process; protein autoubiquitination
Cellular component (GO): ubiquitin ligase complex; nucleus; cytosol
Molecular function (GO): ubiquitin conjugating enzyme binding; cyclin binding; ubiquitin protein ligase activity
Source: RefSeq, a predicted model, not a curated record